UGUAUGCGUCUAUCGCAAAAUAAAAGAGUAUUUGCAUUUGAUUCGAGAAAUGCCGUGUUUUUGUUUACGUUCGCCAGAAUGACUGAAUUGAUUAAUUUGUUUGACAAAUUAAGUGAAUUUUAUGAUCGUAAUCUACUUUGGGAAAAUAUUGAAGAGAUUUACGAGAAAGAUGAAGAAACAGAGCAAAACAAGAAGAAAAACACCAAUGAGUCACAAGAGCCGCACUCUGAUGAUGAAUCGCUAGCUACUCUGGCCACUAAAUUAAGUGUAAUAAAUUUACCGUUCGUCCGGCGUGCACUCAACGAUCCUCAAGUAUUAUCCACACUUCUCGAGUUGAGCUCCGCCAUACGGAUUUUGCGCGGGGAAUCAAGUGCCAGUUAUGAUAACACUUACGAUUGCUGGGAUGAGGUGGUGAAGGUGUCACCACGUGAUGCAUAUCUUAGCUUUGUGUAUGCUUUAGCAGGUCUGCCAACAUUAGAUCCAAGUUCCGCCAAAAAUACUAAGCUCGCGCUGGCGGCUGUGAACACUUACUUCCUUUCGCUAACUAUACCGGGCGCAAAAGGUUUUCACAUAUUUGAACCGGAGGUUAUAGCACAUUGCCUUCAAGUAUUUACAUUGAUAGAGCGGAUACAGCAUCCAGAUGUAAUGAGCCGCAUGUCGAAACAGCAGUCAAUCGAGAUUUGGGUACACUUUUCUACGUUUUGCGACGAUUUAAAAUUACUGCUAAGAUAUGUACACUUCAGUGAUCACAAAGCCACACGAGACGCACUACUCAAGAAACUGGUUGACAUAUUGUACAUGAAUCAUGAGCGGGGAUAUGCAAAUAUGUACGCCGCCAAUCUGCACGGCAAAUGUUUCGAAAUCUUCGAGGAUAUGAUAAAUGCUCACAAUGGCGAACCAGAAGAGACCCUCAUGAAACUAAUGAAUAUGACCGUCUUCCUCCAUGUCUAUCCGCCGAGGCCAAAGAGCAACAGCAGCAUUGCCGUUAGUGGCGAUUGUGAACACAUCUCUGAUUGGUUUAUCAAAUGCAUCUCAAAGUAUCCGCGACUGCUUGUCAAAGUUUUAAGCUUCUAUAUCGAAUGCAUGAUCACUAAUCCGAUCAAGUCAUGGAAAACUGAGCAAACACAACGCGCACUUGAAUAUGGUGCAAAAUAUGAUGCUGCACUCUUCACUAAAUGCAAUGAAUCGUCUGUGGAAUUUCUCUGCAAAGCCAUCUAUGCUGAUGAAGUGAUGAUACGCUCUAGAGCCAUUGAGUUAAUGUCGCGUAUUUUACAGCUGGAGUCGCAUGUUGAUUGGCAGAUGUUUCGGCACGAAGUAUCCGACAUACCGCGUGAGGUGCAUCUCAUUAAUGAGCUCAUAAGAAGUCUACAAGAUUGCAACAAUACCAUUAAACUUAAGGCAGUGCAAGCGUUACAUAUUUCCCUCACAAAGGGUUCACCCAACACCGUAAAAAUACUCAGCGAGGGUAUACGCUAUACACAAUACCAUGAUGUUGGUGUCGUACUGCCUGAUGAGCCGCGCGUACGGAAGAAUGAAAUACGCUAUGAGAAACCUCCUUUACUAGAGCCAAAGUUCAGCUUCGUUGGGCAUGCUAUAGUGGAGCUGGCGUUUUUGCAUUUACCCGAAUAUGUGUAUACAAAUCUCUUUCAGAGUCCGCAAUCAUAUAUAAGGCGUGCAGGUGUGAUGUUUAUUGAGCAGCUGGUGAAACUUAAUCCUCUAAUUAUUUUCAAUACGAACUUUGUGACGGAAACAACGCGUUUGGUGGAUGAGCCCACAGCUCUGGUGCGUAAGCAAUCCCUGCUCACCAUAGAUGGCAUACUUGGCUGCUAUCCAAAUUGUUAUCCAGUAAUAUGGGUUUGGUGUAAAAUUGUGGCGCCGAUGUUGCACGAUGGCGAUCCUAAGAAUGUGGAAUUGGCAAUGGAUUGUUUUCGUACACGCGUGCUAAGUAAUAUGCGUGGCAUCGACCAAUCAAAUCAAGCCGAGCACUUUAUGCCUUGGGUUAUUAUACGCACAAUGCUAUCAACGCAGCCGCGCUUGUAUUUACAAACUUGCUUCCAUACGGCUCUACAGCAACGUUUGCUUAACCCCCAAAUUCUUGGCACAAUCGAAUCUCAUCUACUCACAUCCAAUUCCACAGAGGCUUGGAUAGUCCUCAAUUUCAUUUCAGGCAAGAUAAAAAGUAAAGAGCCUGAUGCGCUUAUACACCUAUUCACAUCACUGAAAUCGUGGAACAAAGAGCAAAAUAUGCUUAUCGCUCUGGAAGUACUAGCCAACUGUAUACAGGACUUCUCGCAUACCGCACUCAAUCUUGCUUUCAAUCACAUACUUAGUCAAAUACGUGAAGGUCAAAUGAUACCUGUGCUCAUAGGCAAAGCAUUCGAUCUUCUCGUACACAUUGAUAACUGUUCGCAAUCUCAGGCAUCUAAAAGUAACAGCACAAAAAGCAAUCCUCUUGAAUUAACUGAAAAGCCGUGGGUGUUGGAGUUGCAUGAUUUAUUGGAAUUGCGUAUACUCUCCGGCAUUGGUGAUUUUCCCGACAAUCGCACCACAUUUAUGUCACACCUUUACUCAUACUCCGAAGCGAAUUUGCAGACGCGCUUGCGGCCGCAUCGCACCAUCGUUUCCUUCGUACAUAAAUACAUGAGUGUUUGUUUGAAAUUGCCCGAAUCAGAGUUGGAUUUGGAGAAUGAGCGUCUGUUCAAUUCAAUGAUUUUGAUUGCAGGCCGCUUUUCGCUGCGCGAUGCUGUAACGGCCAGCACCACUUGUAUGAUUUAUAGUUCGAUAUUGAAACUCAUCGAUCGUCCGCCUAUUGUGAAUACAAUAAUUGUUUCCCUAACGGACCUAUGUAAGAAACACACACAAAUCGUCGAACGUAUUAUAGAGGAUGUGCUGGCUAAAUUGUCGUCACCCUAUGUCGUCAAUCGUAUUGAGACAUUCAAAUGCUUCGAGAAGUUGGUGUUGCAGGAUCAAUUAAAGUUACGUGGCUCACUUUUAUUAGCGUUUAUGUACACAAUUUUGGAUGAAAAUGCGGAAUUGGCUACGCGUGCAUGCGAAUUUUUCGCGGAGUUUCUUAGCAAGAAGAAUUCCACGCUCUUUCAGAAAUGCCUGAUCGAAUGCCCAUUUGUUUUUAAUGAAUAUGAGAAUUUUGAUGGUUUGGACAGUUUCUCGGACACUGGUAUUAAGUCGCCUUUGAAAGGCGAGGAAAAUCGUAAGAGACGUCAGUUGCUGUACAAUCAUUUGAUGGCAUCGAUCGAUGAAGUCAACUUGGUGCUUUAUUUCGGGCAACUCAAAUUGAUUUCAGAAAAAUCGCUACGCGACUCAAACAUGAAAAGCCCCGAGGGUAUCGCUUUAAUCAAGGAUGUACUGUUCAUUUUGAAACGCGUUUGCCGUCUGACCAAACACCAAAAACCUGCCGCUGAGAACAAAGAUGACGAAGACGACAAUAACAAAAUGGACGAUGCAUUUGCAGAUAUAAACGAGACAGCCGCAUUGGGGGAGGCCGCCAACGGAAAAGGCGCAGCCACUGCUGUCACAAACAACACAGGACGCGGACGUGGUCGUGGACGGCGACGAGAAAUAGUCACGAUGCCUGAUGCGCUCAAUCUCCUCGAAAAAUCUGUGAUUUUUAUACACACCAUUCAUAGCUGCUUCACUGCACACACAGAUGACUCGUUGCAAAAAGCUCUCGAUGAUUUGGGUUUUGCGCUUGCAAAGCGGUUUCCCAAUCUAGUGCAAUACGCACAACCCACAGAGUUCUGGAGCAAAUAUCGCAAUGAAAUAGGGACGACUUCGGCGAAAAAAAAGACAAAAAACAAAAGAGCCAAAGGAAGAAAUACUAAAAUGCCUGAUAAGACUAAAUCAAAUUCAACACAAAUAGAUGAAGCUCUCAAUUGUGACGAACAGGAUGCGGAAGUGGAUGGGGACUUGGACUGCGACUCAGCGGUAGAAAGUGAUUUUUGUUCUGAUGAUGAUUUGCCGUUGGCAAGCAGCAAGCAUAACGGUACAUCAGCACAGAAACGAUUGCAUUUAAGUGGCGCUGAAUUGCCAAUGGAAUAUUUGUUUAACCCGAGUAUUUGAUGUUUGCAGUCCUGUUCUGGUACUAGUAAGCCAGACAGGACACCAAAUGACGAAAAUGUUGAUAUCUAUAAAGACGCAUAAUAUAAGAAUGUAUAGUCCGGGAUACCAACAAUAUCGUGGCUAUGCAUUUAUUAGUUUUAAGUGAUACGGAAGGUUCGAAUAGUUCAUAAAGUUUCUUCUUUUUAUAAAAAGCAAUUCAACAUAUAACAACCUA
Molecule: messenger RNA, 4291 nt
Organism: Anastrepha obliqua
Lineage: Eukaryota; Metazoa; Arthropoda; Insecta; Diptera; Tephritidae
Gene: Cap-D3
Exons: 8
Coding region: 4-4077 (1357 amino acids)
Biological process (GO): meiotic chromosome condensation; mitotic chromosome condensation
Cellular component (GO): condensed chromosome, centromeric region
Molecular function (GO): histone binding
Source: RefSeq, a predicted model, not a curated record